UUCAUUCUCUCUCAUCUCAGUUUCGAAAAUCUCCACGUUGUGCGCUCCAAAUUGCAAUGUGAACAUAAUUGAUAAAUAUAUUUUAAAUUUCAUUCCAUUCACAACAAUCAUUCUUUCUUGUUCCUCCAAUGUCAAUUUAGUCGUCAAUAUCAUGAACGGAUUAAAUUCAAAAGGGAAUUUAGAGAACAAUGCGAAUCUGCAGAAUGAACUUGAAUUGUUGCUGCUACAGAAGCAGAGUAAUCGUGGUUUAAUACUUGAGAGGGAGAGAGAGCUAAGCAUAAAUCGAAGUGGUAGUGCGCCGCCAACGGUAGAUGGCUCCCUAUGCACUGCUGGGAGUCUUAUUAAGAACCCCAAUUUUAUGACACUAGACAACGAUGGUAGCAGCAGCGGUACUAGUGGUAACAAUGGCGCAAUGACAGAAGAAGAAAUUCGAUCGCUCCCCGCAUAUCUAGAGUACUAUUAUUCGCAUGAGAAUCUCAAUCCCAGACUGCCCCCACCCUUGUUGUCAAAAGAGGAUUGGCGAAUUGCUCAAAGGAUCAGGGCAGCAGGGUCAGGAUUUGGGGGAGUUGGUGAUUGGAGGAAUGAAAAUCUUGUAGAUGAUGGUGUACAAUCAUCAUUGUUCUCGAUGCAGCCCGGGAUAUCUGUACAGAAAGCGGAAGAUGAGUUGAUCGAGUUGAGAAAGGCUGCUUUAAGGAAUCUUUCACGUAAAAAUUCUUUUGACUAUCUGCACAAAGCCUCCACGGGCAGCUCGAGUACAGGAUUGGGAGUUAGGAGGAAAAGUUUCGCAGAUAUACUUCAGGAAGGACUUGGCCAACCUGUGACAUCAUCAGGUCAUCUCUCCCGCCCUGCUAGCCAUGAUUCAAUUGGUGAUGCUUUGAGUUCAACAGGAAUGUCACGGGAAGGGCUUGGCCGACCCAUGACAUCAUCAGGUCGUCUAUCUCGCCCUGCUAGCCAUGAUUCAUUUGGUUCUGUUUUGGGUUCAGUAGGAAUGUCACAGGAAGGGCUUGGGCAACAUGUGAGUUCAUCAGGUCAUCUCUCGCGCCCUGCUAAGCAUGACUCAAUUGCUGCUGUUUUGGAUUCAAUGGGAAUCUCUAGUACUCACUUAGCACAAAUACGUAAUAGAGCCAAAUCCAUUGAAGCUAUGCAUUCGGAAAAUGCUUUUACAGUUUUUUCUAGUACUCAGAACCUAGGCUUGGCACUUCCUAAUUCUUUUGCAUCUUCUGUGGGUUCAUCUUUGUCAAGGAGUAGGACUCCUGAAUCUCACCUUGCUGGGAGGUCCACCAGUCCUCGACUUGUUAAUGUUGGUAAUGGAGUUCGCUUUACUGAUAAGAUAACUAGUUCAGCCUCUGACACUCUUAAUGUUUCUUCCACUGGAAUUAAUGAGAUAGCUGAUAUCGCUGCUUCUCUUUCUGGAUUAGGCAUGUUGAAAGGUCAACAUCUUAUCCAAGAAAAUAUUCUUAACUCUUCGCUUCAAAUGGGAAUAUCAAAUGGCCACAGAGAGAAUCAGCACCGGCAAUAUUUUGAAAAGUCUACAAUUGAAAAGUUGGAAAAUGCCAUCGCCUACGCUGAUUUAUCAAGGGAUAAUGAAUCAAUGAGAGGCUUUAAUAUUUCCAACUCACAUUUGGAUGGGCAAGUUAACUUUCCAACAAGAGCAUCUUCCUUUUCUAAUCUUCAGUCUCAACUUAAUCCUUCUGAGUAUGCAAAUAAAGAAGAUCUGAAUAUCCAAAUUCAAGGCCAUAAUUCCCCUGUUAUGGUUGUUUCUGGUCGAGGACAUAAUGGAUGUUCUGCUGAUCAUAAACCAGACAUGAUGAUCAACGAUCGUCUUGCUGCAGGUUCAGUUUUGAAUGGUACUACUGGAAAUAGACAGAGCUUGGGAAGUAGCAACCAGACUAGUUCUGGCCUUCACCAUCCCGUUAUGGAUCCACAUCAAGUUCAUUAUACGCAGAAAAUGUCCAAUUAUGGAAAGAAUGUUGCAUAUAUUUCAGGUAGUUCUUCUCAAGGAAGAUAUUAUGUUGGUGGUCCCCAUGGCCGUGAAGAAUUGCAACCUUUAGGGAAAGCCUAUCUUGAGGCAUUGCUUGUGCAACAGAAACGACAAUAUCAGUCGCACUGUUUACAUGAAUCUGACAGUAUUAAUCAUCAAUACCGUUCUGAUCCUGCAUUUGACCCAUGUGCCGUGCCAUAUCAAGGUAACCCAAUGAUGAAUUCUGUACAUUCAACAAUCAGUACCAGGAGUCCUAUGUUUAGUAAUAGGCAAAGUUCACAUAUUCAGUCUUUUUUGAGAAAUUCAGAGGGAGUGUCCACUGGUUCUCUGCAUUCAGAAAGUGAAAAUAACAUGGAAGGAAGGUCUGAAUCAUUAUUAGAGGCCUUCAAGAACAAUAAGACCAGAUCUUUGGAACUUUCAGAUGUUCUUAGUCAUUUUAUUGAGUUCAGUAUGGAUCAAUAUGGAAGUCGCUUCAUUCAGCAAAAAUUGGAGAUCGCUACCUUUGAAGAAAAGAUGAAGAUAUUCCCAGAGAUUAUCCCUCAUGCUCCUAGCUUGAUGACUGACGUAUUUGGGAACUAUGUCAUACAGAAGCAGUUCUUUGAGCAUGGCACUGAAAGUCAACAGAAGGAGUUAGCCAGCCAAUUGAUUGGUCAUGUUUUGCAUCUCAGUCUACAAAUGUAUGGUUGCAGAGUAAUCCAAAAGGCAUUGGAAGUGGUUGAUGUGGAGCUGCAGACUAAAAUGGUAGCUGAACUUGAUGGAUCAGUGAUGAAAUGUGUCCAAGAUCAGAAUGGUAAUCACGUAAUCCAGAAGUCUAUUGAGUGUGUCCCUCAAGAUCGAAUCCAAUUUAUGAUAUCAUCAUUCAUAGGGCAAGUCGUGACGUUAUCGACACAUCCAUAUGGCUGUCGUGUCAUUCAGAGGGUCCUUGAGUACUGUGGUGAUCCUAACACUCUACAAAUGUUCAUGGAUGAAAUUAUGAACUCCGUGUGUACCCUAGCACAAGAUCAGUUUGGGAAUUAUGUCAUCCAGCAUGUCUUGCAGCAUGGUAAACCGCACGAACGGUCUGCUAUUAUUAGCAAGCUUGCAGGUCAAAUUGUGAAGAUGAGUCAACAAAAAUUUGCUUCCAAUGUGGUCGAGAAGUGCUUGAUUUUUGGUGGUCCAGAGGAGCGUAAACUCAUAGUGAGUGAGAUGCUUGGGUCUACAGAUGAAAAUGAGCCUCUUCAGGCUAUGAUGAAAGAUCAAUUUGGAAACUACGUUGUGCAGAAGGUCCUCGAGACAUGUGAUGAUCGAAGCCGUGAAUUCAUUCUCUCUCGUAUCAAGGUUCACUUGAAUGCACUUAAGAGGUACACUUAUGGAAAACACGUUGUAUCGCGUGUUGAAAAGCUUGUAGCAACAGGAGAGAAGCACAUAGUGCCAUCCUCCUCCCCAAGCUACUCUUGAAGCAAUUCAACUCUGGUCAAAAGAAGAGAUCUUUUGUACAUAAGAAUAUAAGUAUUUCCUGUGAGGCUUCUAAUAGGUGUAAAUAAGGAGGCAGUAAUCUUGCUGGAAUAAGGUAGCUUCUUUUUCUUGAUGAUGUAUAUUUUGCGCGUAAUAUGUACUGACAAUUGGGAUGAGUCGUACUACUUACCUAUAUGGUUCGAAAUUUGUGACAACUUGAGGAUCUAUAGCUGCUGCACAUAAUUCAAAACAAGCUGUAAGCUUAUGGCAGAGUUUUCUUUACUGAGAUGAGCUUAAUGGUGUAUGUACAUUUUUUGGGUUCUCUUGAGCAAAUUCGAAAUUCCAUUUUAAUGGAGAGGAAAAAUGAUUAGACUAAUAUUAUAUCUCAGCAACUCGAGCAAAUGCCUCUCUAAAUUAUGCAAGUAAAGAUGAAGUGUCUAUAUAUUUGCCCCGCACUUGUUUAGUAUCAUAGAAAAACUGAGCAAAUGCCCCUCUUUGUUACGAGCAUGUUUGGCGAUAAGUUAAUUGUGUAUUGAGCUCCGAUCAGUCAUAUUCUUGAAAUAUUAUGUUAGUUAAAUUUAUUACAAUAACAUACAGUUUUGUUA
Messenger RNA from Olea europaea var. sylvestris, 4020 nucleotides. Its product is annotated as pumilio homolog 4-like. Gene Ontology annotation, cellular component: cytoplasm. Gene Ontology annotation, molecular function: mRNA binding. The record is from RefSeq and is a predicted model, not a curated record. Gene Ontology annotation, biological process: post-transcriptional regulation of gene expression. Lineage: Eukaryota; Viridiplantae; Streptophyta; Magnoliopsida; Lamiales; Oleaceae. The transcript is spliced from 11 exons. Bases 152 to 3418 code for a protein of 1088 amino acids.